Messenger RNA from Pleuronectes platessa (European plaice), 589 nucleotides. It is a transcript of the gene cst14a.2, whose product is annotated as cystatin 14a, tandem duplicate 2. The record is from RefSeq and is a predicted model, not a curated record. NCBI's taxonomy places the organism in Eukaryota, Metazoa, Chordata, Actinopteri, Pleuronectiformes, Pleuronectidae. The transcript has 3 exons. The coding region runs from base 100 to 396 and encodes 98 amino acids. Gene Ontology annotation, molecular function: cysteine-type endopeptidase inhibitor activity. Gene Ontology annotation, cellular component: cytosol.
UCAUAUGAUCACUGACUCACGGUGACUUCCUGGUUAGAAGACUAAAAGACGCUUCUCGUAAUUUUAUCGUGACUUUUGCUGCGAUCAAGAGACGCGAAGAUGAUGUGUGGUGGAUCCUCUGAGGUUAAAGAAGCAGAUGUACAAGUCCAGACGAUCUGUGACGCUAUGAAGCCCCACGCUGAAGCAAAGGCAGGGAAGACCUACGAAGUGUUCACAGCCAAGUCGUACAAGACGCAGCUUGUGGCCGGGACCAACUACUUCAUUAAGGUCCACGUCGGAGGAGAUGAUCAUGUUCAUCUCCGCGUCUACAAAAAACUGCCAUGUCAUGGAGAAACCCUUGAGCUGUCUGAGAUACAGCAAGACAAAAGCCACUCCGACCCCGUUGAGUAUUUCUAAAGGAACCUCAAACCAAACAAAGCAUCCUAUCAGUGCCUAAAGGCUGUUCAAUCAACUAAUCUCACAUUAACCCGGCUCUGUAUCAAACAAUGUUACCUUAAUUAUAUACUUUCUUAGUAGUGUAGCUCAUGAUUUUAGGGGAAUGUCAACACAUUUUUGUAUGUCGUGAAUUCAUUAAAGAUAAUUGAUUAAA